GAUCCAAAUAAAAAGAGAAGCCCAAGGCCCUAAAUUCAGAAAGCAGAGAGAAAGAAGCGUAAUGGCAGCAGUGGGUGCACCUCGCGAAGUAGCUGGAAACGAGAACAGCCUCGAGAUCGAUAGUCUUGCUCGCUUUGCUGUUGAUGAACACAACAAGAAACAGAAUGCCCUUCUUGAGUUUAAGAGGGUUAUAAGUGCUAAGCAGCAAGUUGUUGCUGGGACCUUGCACCACAUCACUUUGGAGGCAGCAAGUGGUGAUAGUAAGAAUGUUUAUGAAGCCAAGGUUUGGGAAAAGCCAUGGAUGAACUUCAAGGAGGUUCAGGAGUUCAAGCUUGCUGGUGAUGGCUCCAAUGCUUAACCAGGUUAUUGAAGCUGAUGACUACCUUGGCUACAAGUUGAAAAUAUCAAGAUAUCAAAGCGUGUUAUGUAUAAAAUAAAUGAUACACAUUGACACCUAUUUUACCUCGAUGUAAUAUUUGAAGUCAUAAUUCAUAACAGUGAGCGCGGUGUAUGCAUUUGGCAGCUUA
Molecule: messenger RNA, 527 nt
Organism: Arachis duranensis
Lineage: Eukaryota; Viridiplantae; Streptophyta; Magnoliopsida; Fabales; Fabaceae
Product: cysteine proteinase inhibitor
Exons: 3
Coding region: 62-358 (98 amino acids)
Molecular function (GO): cysteine-type endopeptidase inhibitor activity
Source: RefSeq, a predicted model, not a curated record